AUGCGGUUCAGCAAUCAGCUUGCAUCUUUCAUGGUCCUGGCAACUUCUGCCUAUGCAGUUGAUCCGGCCGAUAUCUAUGAUGGAGGAUACAACUCUUCAGACGCAAGUGUCGAGCUUCGCAUUGGGAAUGGCGGUGCUGGCCAAAGCGGUCUCAUAAAGGUGCUCGCCGAUGCCUACAUCCAGUCAAGCGUCAAGAAUGGGUCGUCCCCGUUUAAGAUUGCCUGGUACGAGAGCGAUACUACAGAGAGCAUCGACUACCUGAAGUCUGACACGGUGGAUAUUGGCAUCACGUAUAACCCUGCCGCAGAAACCAUUGCCAUCAACCAGGGCAUCGCCCAGUCUCCGGCCUGGUAUGCCUGGCGAGAUCACUUCCUCCUUGUCGGCCCUCCGUCAAACCCAGCCAAUAUCUCCAAAAAUGAUGACAUCUACACCAUGUUCUCCGAUAUGUUCAAAGUGGCUGAGGCAGGCACCACGACUCCUCCGGUCCGAUUCCUCUCUCGCUACGAUAAGUCCGCUACCAACAUUAAGGAGUCUGAUAUCUGGGUGGAAAUCGGACAUGUCCCAUGGGCCACUGCCUAUUCCACCUGGUACCACCAGUACAUUGCGUUCCCCGUCCAGGCCCUGGAAGCUGCAAUCCUACUUGAAGAAUACACCAUCACCGACAGAGGCACAUUUCUGUCUAUUGACUCUUCGCUUGAAAACCAGACCACCAUCUACAAGGCCGCCACGGACGCCGCCUCGGACCCGCUCCUCAACCCUGCGCACAUCCUCAUCGGCACCAACGCCACCAACGUCGAUAUGGCCGAGUCAUUCACAUACUGGGCUGUCAGUUCUGAGGGCCAGGCCGUCAUCACCGGCUUCAAAAAGAACGGGCAGCAGUUGUACUCUGCCGCGCCGAGCAACAAGACUGCUCAGUUCCGCUAG
Molecule: messenger RNA, 924 nt
Organism: Penicilliopsis zonata CBS 506.65
Lineage: Eukaryota; Fungi; Ascomycota; Eurotiomycetes; Eurotiales; Aspergillaceae
Exons: 3
Coding region: 1-924 (307 amino acids)
Source: RefSeq, a predicted model, not a curated record